This is a messenger RNA of Paramuricea clavata, 1544 nucleotides long. The record is from the annotation of a GenBank genome assembly. NCBI's taxonomy places the organism in Eukaryota, Metazoa, Cnidaria, Anthozoa, Malacalcyonacea, Plexauridae.
AUGAGGUACCGUUACAUGUUAAUUGCACCGACUAUUUUGGCGUUAUGGACAAUUUCCCAAGUUUACAAAGCCGGUAGUUCUGGUUACGCACACAAGAACUUUUUUCUUGUUGUAAAUCAUUCAGAAGCUUUGAUUAAAGACAUGUUACGCAAGAAUGAUAAAGGGAAUGUUCUCAGUGACAAAGUUCCAGCACAGGAGAAAGGGGACUCUGUUGCUGAACACAAGAAAGACGAAACAGUCAGUGACUCAAUCCAAACAAAGAGGGGAAGCGAAUCAGUCAGUAACUUAGUUCCCAAGCAAAGCAGGGAAGAUGUUGAUACGGAUAAGACUGUCGCCCACUGCUCGAAAGAUGGCGAAAACCUAGGUAAGAUUGGCACCGAAAUGACAGGCUAGCAUCUAGGGUUUUUCAUUACCUUCACAACGAAAAGUAACCAAAUCAGGAGCGUCGCUAGAGGGGCGUUUAGGGGGGUUUACGGUGGGUGGAAUUCCCCCUCUCCCCCGAAUCGUCAGGUAGUGGCAAAUUAUUGAGUCCCAGUCGGUAAAAUGUUUUCGUAGUCAGAAAAACAUGCAUUGGACAGGAAGGGAAAAAACAAAAACAUACGAGUUACUCGGAUUAAAAACUAAUAAUUAUAGCUAAAAUUUGGGGAAAUGAACGAUAAAAUUAACGAUAAGUUAACCGAAUAACGAUAUGUUAAAGAGACUGUCAAGCCCGUUCUGCUCAUGAGCGUGUUUUGUUUACAUUUUUUGUUUCAAACAAUAGAUAAUUCUAUUAAAAAUCCGAUCAAUUAAAUUAUCUAUUAAUUGAAACAAAAAAUGUAAAUAAAACACGUGCAUGAGCGGAAUGGACUUGACACUAGCUCUUUAAUUAAAGAGAAAGAAAAUGAAAAUAUGUCGGGAAAAAUAUUUGUUUUCCCCCUCCCUCGCCAACAUUUUUGGGAAAAGAAAUAUUAAUUAGCGGUUGAGAUGACUAGGCAAAAUUCACUUACACCCACCCACCCAUUAAAAUAGGGCUAGCGAUGCCCCUGAACCAAAUAAUAGCGCGACCGUGUCCUUGGAAGCGAAAGUCCUUCAAAAAGAAAAUCUUGACAGUGUGUGUCUUAAGCCGGUUUUCCACUUCAAGCGUACCAUAACGAAACGUAUCAAAAACGUUUUUAAAUUUCAAAAUUUCGUGAAUGUUGAUUGGUUAGUACUUCCGUAGUACGCCAAAAAGUUGACUUGGGACGAACUUUUUAUUUUGAUACGCGAAUACACCCGAGAGUACGUGGAUUUAUAAACCUCUUUUCAAUCUGCGCAUGCUCACCAGUACGUUUCGGUACGAUACGGGCGAAGUGGAACACCGGCUUUAGGCUGCAUUUACACUGUACCGAACAGAGUGACAAAUCUUAUGUAUUCUAUUUUAUUUAUGUAUAGUUGGUGGUCUGCUGGUAGAUAACCACAUCGUAAGCAGUAUGGAAGAUCUGGAAAGGUCAUUCUCAGUUCAGUACGGAGGUUGGGUGGAGAAAGGCGGAGCAUCAAGACCACCACAUUGUAAACCUGCUAGAAAG